AUGUUCAAAAUAGUAUCACGAUCUUGUAACAAUUAUAUAAGAUUUACUCAAAAGAGAUUAUUAUCUACACCAAAAAUUACAACUGCUGCAAUAAGACCAAAAAAUAUUCCGAAAAAGAAAAUUGGAGCUCAAAAACUACGAAGAACUGAUCCAAAAUUUCAAAAUGAAUCUACGAGUUAUAUACUAUCCUUACUAAAUGAAAAUAAUCGAGAUGAUGAAAAGACAAAAACUUUAGAAAGUCAUUUAUCAAUUGUUACUUCAGUCACUGUUGGAGAUUCAAUCAAUUUUGAUAAAAUUCAAGAUGAUUUGAACAGUAAGCACAAUUGUGAGAUUAUAGUUCCUGAGGAGGUAAUUAAUAUCUAUGUAUCACCAAUAAGUAAUUUAAUGGUUUUAUCAAAUGGUACUUUAGUUGGGUGGAAUUUAUCAGAAGAUAAAAUUAUUGAUAAAUUUUUACCAAAUAUAGUAAAUUCAAUAAACUCGAAAUAUAGUGAAUAUGAAAGUGAAGAAAUUGACUGGAUAGAAUUAAAACAAUUACCUGAACAACCUUUGAAUAAUGGAUCUAGUUAUUUACAUGGAGAAAUUUUAGUUGUUCAAGGUUUAAAUCCUGAUAAAAGAUUAUUAGAUAUGGCAGCAUUUGCAAUUGGUUUAAGUAGAUCAACUAGACUAUCGAUUCUAGAAAACCAAUUAGAUGAAUUUUUGACUUUAACAAGAAAUAAUUCAGAAAUUUUAUCAUUAGGAAAAAGAAUAACAGCUACUGAACAUGAUUUAUUAAGAAUCACAGGUAGGUUAUUCUUAUUAAGAGGAAAAUUAAAUUUGUAUUCUGAAUUAAUUGAAACACCAGAUUUAUAUUGGAGUGAACCAGAUUUAGAAAAAAUUUAUAAUUCAGUAAGUAAAAUAUUAGAUAUAAAUUCAAGAAUUUCAAUAAUGAAUAGAAAAUUAGAUUAUGCUACAGAAGAACAAAGAGCAUUUUUAAGUGUUUUAAAUGAAAAAAAAUCAACUAGAUUAGAAUGGAUAAUUAUAUUAUUAAUUAUGAUUGAAGUUGGAUUUGAAAGUUUUCAUUUUUAUGAAAAAUAUUAUGAAAAAGGUACAACUAAAGAUUUAUAUUAG
Messenger RNA from Lodderomyces jiufengensis, 1107 nucleotides. RefSeq lists its product as uncharacterized. The transcript has a single exon. The coding region runs from base 1 to 1107 and encodes 368 amino acids. NCBI's taxonomy places the organism in Eukaryota, Fungi, Ascomycota, Pichiomycetes, Serinales, Debaryomycetaceae. Gene Ontology annotation, biological process: positive regulation of mitochondrial translation. The record is from RefSeq and is a predicted model, not a curated record.